AUGGCAUCUGCUGUUACAAGUUCAUUAUUUCAACAACAACCACAACCUCCUACAUAUAUUUUACAAAGUUGGCAUCGUGAACAACCAACAUCUCAUGAUGCAUUUUUAAUCGAACAAGUAUUUCUAAUAGGACCGGAUGCAGCUGUACCAAGCUCAAGAUUACGACAAUGUAUAGAAGAUGUUUAUGAACAACGAGCACAAGCUCUUAUUAUUGUUAAUUAUGAUCCAUGGGAAAAAAUACCACCAGUUAAAUCAAAAUCAAAAUCAAAAGCAACAUCAACACAUGAUCUUCCAAAAACUCAUGUACAUUAA
Molecule: messenger RNA, 312 nt
Organism: Adineta steineri
Lineage: Eukaryota; Metazoa; Rotifera; Eurotatoria; Adinetida; Adinetidae
Source: the annotation of a GenBank genome assembly